AUGACUAAUGGUGCUGGUAAUGUUGUUAGAAAGAUACAAUUGAAUCAAAUAGAUAAACCAUCCGGUAUAAUAUGGGUCCAAUUUGACCAUUCAGAUGUUGGAGAGAAAACCAGACAUGAAAAUAGACAUCUUUAUGUCCAAGGUAUUGAGUCCACAUGGACUCCAAUAAAGCCAGUCACAACUCAGUUUGCUGUGGGUAGAAACCAAACUGCACAAGUUGUUAGAAAACAGUUUCCACUUAGACCCGCUGCGGCUAAGACAAUUCACCGUUCACAAGGUGACACUGAACAAAAAAUUGUUGUAAAUUUCAACACUAGAAGAUCAAUACCACAUAUACAUUAUGUUGGUUUGAGCAGGGUAACAGCAAUUGAAGGUUUAUUUAUCACUGACCUAUGUGAAGAUAAAAUAGCUGUCAAUCCUCAUGUAGCACUGAAAUGGAACAUUUGA
Molecule: messenger RNA, 447 nt
Organism: Paramuricea clavata
Lineage: Eukaryota; Metazoa; Cnidaria; Anthozoa; Malacalcyonacea; Plexauridae
Source: the annotation of a GenBank genome assembly